Molecule: messenger RNA, 1614 nt
Organism: Quercus robur (English oak)
Lineage: Eukaryota; Viridiplantae; Streptophyta; Magnoliopsida; Fagales; Fagaceae
Exons: 1
Coding region: 1-1614 (537 amino acids)
Source: RefSeq, a predicted model, not a curated record
AUGGGCAUUUACCCCUUUCGCCAAAACUUCCCCACCACUCUCAAAGGAGUUGUAAGGGAGUGGUUUACAAAGUUACCAACAUCAUCCAUUGACAGUUUCGAACAAUUGAGCAAUGCCUUUUUGCGCCAUUUCGUCGGGGGGCAACGUCCUAAGAGGCUAGCAAACCACUUAGUCACCAUCAGGCAAGGGAAGAAAGAAACCCUGAGGUCGUACGUGAAACGCUUUACUCGGGAGACCUUGGAGGUGGACGAAGUUGACGACAAGGUGCAAUUGACGACCUUUAAAGCGGGGUUGAAGUCUAGGGAGUUCGUGGUCUCACUCGCGAAGAAUCCUCCUAAGACAAUGGUAGAGAUGCUCCUGAAGGCACAGAAGUACAUGAAUGCUGAAGAUGCAUUAGCUGCCAUAAAGGACGUAGAAAAGUUGGGAGACAAGGGAAGGAAGGAGGACAAUCGUAGAAGACAAAAAAGGGAGCGUCCAGAUCGUUGGAUCAAUGAAGGGGGUAAAAGGAAAGAUGAAAAAACUCCUCGAACGGUAAAAUUCACUCCUUUAGUUAUGCCUGUUGACAAAAUUUUGGCGCAAAUUAAGGAUGAGCACUACCUCAAAUGGCCAAGGCCAUUACAUUCAUCCCUCAACGUCCGUGACAAGAAGAAGUACUGCCGGUUCCACAAGGAUCACGGCCACUACACAGAGGAUUGCAGGGACCUAAAGGAACAGAUAGAGGAGCUUAUAUCAAAAGAGAAACUGCAGAAGUAUGUGAAAAAGGGGGAAUCUAGUAGAUUCAGAGGUGAUAACAAGAACCUGCGUGAAUUUUCACCCAGUGAUGAGGAUUACACGUCCCAACGCCUACCAAAUGUGAUCGGGGAGAUCAAGACGAUCACAGGUGGCCCAUCCACGGGUGGGUCGUUUAAAUCCCUCAAGAAAGCGUAUCAAAGGCAGGUGAACAUCGUCCACAGGAUGCCUCCAUUCAAACAAAGAUGGACGGACCAAGACAUGUGUUUCCCAGAAGAAGAUGCUAGGGGGGUGAAGCAACCUCAUGAUGAUCCUUUAGUCAUAAUGGUCGUGAUAGAAGGAUUCAAUACUAGGAGAAUCCUCGUGGAUAAUGGUAGCUCGACAGACAUCAUCUGCCUCUUCGCUUUCCAGCAGCUGAAAUUAGAUCCAGGAAGGUUGCGCUCAUUUGACUCUCCCUUCGUCAGUUUCCGUGGUGAUAGGGUGUAUCCCAAAGGCAUAGUGACGUUGACGGUGACAGUGGGGACUCACCCAAGACAGUUGACUCAUCAGCUAGACUUUUUGGUGGUAGACUGCCCUUCAUCUUACAAUGUGAUCAUCGGGAGACCCACUCUUAACUGCUGGAAAGUAGCCACGUCUACUUAUUGCUUGAAGGUAAAGUUCCCAAUAGAGAAUGGCGUGGGCGAGGUGAAAGGGGAACAAGUAUUGGCCAGGGAAUGCUACCAAACAGUGUUAGCUGUAAAAGAAAACCAUACAUGGAUGAUCGAGGAGAAGGAGGAAGAUAAAGUGGAAGCCCCGGAGACAGUAGAGUUGGUCGAAGGCGAGACAGCAAAGAUGACCAGAAUAGGGACGACACUAAGUCUCGAGAUGAGGACGAGACUUGUCUAG